AUGGACGAAGUCAAGGCUUCGAUAACUUCCGUAUUUGGCAAAAUCCUCAAGAUGGAUUCUACCAAAAAGGUUAGAGCGAUACACUUGUCUGAUUUUGUCUGAGUCUACUUUGCUAAUAAGGUAUAACAAUUAGAUAAUAGACGUAGGAAUGUUUGCUAACCAACUGAGAAAAAUCAUUAGUUGUGACUAUUUCAGGUGGCCAAGAAGCUAUCUGGUCAUGCAUCUCGAACAGCAGAGUGGGUGACCAACGUAGGCAACGAACACGGGCAGGUCCUUGUUAGCGUCCUUACUGCCAAGGAAGGAUCUGGGCUGAGCAACAUGGCCGGCGGUCUCAUGAAGCGGUAUAACGAUGCGAGCGUGGAUCCUCCGGUCCUUCUCUACGUUGACAGGGACUGCUGCUCUGGUAAGAGCAAAGCCCUUUUCGCAGAGUGGGAUAAUCUACUUAUCCGACUCGAUAUUUAUCAUUUCAUGCGUCAUAUAGCCACUGGCUGCUCCACUGAGUCCCACCAGCUACACCAAACAUUCAUCGCUAGGCUAUCACAAUGCAUUUUCCAAUGGGACAGUAACGAUCUCGAGCGCCUCAAAUUGGCGAAGAAAAGGGAGAUGGAGAGCCAAGGCAUAAAGGAGCCAGGAGAUAGAGAUGUUCUCAGUAGAAUUAACAGUCGCGAGUUCGCGAUUCACUGCCGCCGCACAACCCGUAGCACCGAGGACAUUGUACGUAACAUUACAAACCUUAUAGAGUUUUUCGACGGUGAGCAGGGUCGUGAUACGCUGGGUGUGCCUCUCUUCAAUAGCAGGAGGAUCUGGGAAGAAUGGGAAAAGGCUAGAGAGCACGUCAACUGUAUCCUUGACCCACAAGGCGUUCAGCUCUAUACGGAGGUUGGCACAAUCACCAAGGGGGGUGUUGAACUAAAGGUGUACCGGUGCGCACGCGGCUCAACCUCGCUUGAGUCCUUCCACCUGCACAUCAAUCACUUGAUCCCAGGUAGAUUUCACUAUCUAUGUAAACGUUUGCAGUAGAUUUCUAGAAUAUUAACAUAGGAACAUUAUUUGAUAUUAAAAAAUGUUAAAGGAAUUGCGCGCGCUUUACGAUUGGUCAGUUUCAGUGGAAUUCCCGCGUGUUCAUAACUCAACAAUGAACUGCUCAUAUUAAAUCGUUAUCAUAAUAUAUUGCCGUAUUGAGUUCACUGUUUAUAUCAUGUUACGGGUUGUUCACAGGCAAUACAGCAAGCGACCUACACUUUCAAGGCUAUCUCCUUGAGGGACUGAUGAGGUGGAACCACGACCGCUCAAGAGCGGCAGUAUCCACGGUGAAGAAGCGAGAACCACCUCAGUCCUACUCAGUCCUUCUCCGCUACGUGGCAAACCAGCUGAGUGAGGAAGUGUUUGGGCAGUCUUUAGUACCGAGCUUUAAGGGACUCAAUAAAUACACUGGUAUGUAGAUAAUCGAUUUGUUUCCCUCUUUAUACAGUUUAUAGUUUGUAUGGUCUCUUGAUGUUAUUGGCUUCUCGAUUUUUCUAUUGAUUAAUGUAGAUGAACUACUGGGAGUGGAAUAUCUAUAUGAUCAAACGGGACAGGUCCUGCAGGUCAUACAGGGCGACGCGACUGAGACUGACGACAUCGGUGGUGAUGCAAAUGAUGAGGACUCAGAUGAUGAAGGAUUUGAUGAGGCCCUUGCCUUUAACGAUCCAACAAUCGCUCCACCGCACUUUAUCAUCGACCAGCCAGCCCGUCAAUCUACCACAACACCCUGACAACACGGUAGGCAUUUAUUGUGUCCCUUUACAAGCAAAAAUACCAGGCAGUAAACUUACCACUUAUUUUUCCAGAUUCUACUACUUUAAGUGCAUCCUUCGCCUCUAACACGCCUUCUACAACACCCUUGUCUGCUUCUCGUGUUUCCAUGGGGCUGAACACACCAUCCAGACAAAGUGGUAAGUUCUUGUUGUAGCAGCAAAUUUGAUUGUAUAUUUUAGUUUUCCUGUACCCUAGGCUUGUUCAUGGAAGCCCCCGUUGACUUCAUCUGCUUCCCCGUCUCAACCAGGAUCUUCCUGUGAUGCCGCUGAUGAGAUCUCGGAUGAAUCUAGCGUAAGUACCUACCAUACAUAAUAAUAACUGAUUAGCCCUUUGAAAUUUACCAAAAUAAAUUUCCUUUUUUACUCUUUUUUUCACACAGGAAUGCGUUGGUCCAGGUUUCAGUGAGGUCCACGACUUGGCAAACUAUCUUGUCUGUCUUCGUGAUCAAGAAAGGCCCCUGGAGAACGGCCAAGCAGACACAAUUUUAAAACUGUGGGCUGCUUUGUCAGACUAUGACAAGAGACCUACCGUAUUUUCUCCAUGCUUCUCAAGUAUGUCACCUAGAGGAGGUUUAAAGCCUCUUAAGUCAACUGUUGCUCCUGGAGUUGAAGCUACCCGCUGGUAAUCAUUAUAGAUUUACAAAUUUGCUGUAUUGUUAGAAAGACGUAUUCAACAUUUGCUCUAUUACUAAGGAAGAUUAAUGGUUUCAUUUUGCUUCAGGUGCUUCCUUGGUCAAAACGCUGGCCCUGCCCAGCAACCUGAUUGCAACAGAUAUAUGCAGGCUAUCAUCGACAAACUUUGUGCUGCCUAUCCAGAAAACGUGGUCCAGAAUGGGAAUAGGGUGUUGCAGUGGACAUUGAUCUUGAGAGCCUACCAAAACAUCAAAACCCUGGUAGUGCAGUGUUCAAAGGUGAUGAGCGAUACGGCAAUCCAGCUGGUUGACAUCAAUCAGUCUACAUUGACACAGUGGUACGUUAACUUAAACAAUACAAAUAAAUAUUUCAGUUCUUAGCUCGGCCACUUAUCUGCGCACACAUUAAACUCCCACAUUAAAUCCCAUCAGCUACGUAUUCUUUAAUCUAUAUUCACCAAAUAGACAUUAAAAUCCACUUUUCUUUGGUUGAAAAGGUUUCACAAAAAAUCCAAGGAGACCAAGCGACAAGUUUUGGAACAAGGGAUCACUCUUUCAACCCCGUCUAUCACAGCACCAGCUCCGUUGCCUGCCGCCAUGGCCCACCCACAAGAACUUCUCACUGGUACAAGUGAAGAGCACCAGUUCCAUCUUCCUACAAAUGCCGCUGUCGCUGCAAAAACAGCACGCAGACCACGAACUAUCCUGCCCAAUCAACCCACGACAGUGUUGCUGUCCUUCUCCCUUUAG
Messenger RNA from Porites lobata, 3178 nucleotides. Lineage: Eukaryota; Metazoa; Cnidaria; Anthozoa; Scleractinia; Poritidae. The record is from the annotation of a GenBank genome assembly.